AUGGCCAUGCAUCUGUGCACGACGUUGUUCGACAAAUGGUCGCGUGUCCUUGGCGAUACCGAGGAGGAUAGGCAAGCGGAAGGUAGUAGUGCGUCUGUCUGCCGCUCUAAGCAAAUGCGACUGCUUUCCUGUGUGGGCCAGUUACAAGAACACAUCAAUGUGCUUACUAUAGCAUCCAUGGCUGCGCUUUCUGAGUGUUGUGUUAUACUCAAG
Sphaeroforma arctica JP610 is the source of this 213-nucleotide messenger RNA. RefSeq lists its product as hypothetical. The record is from RefSeq and is a predicted model, not a curated record. The transcript has a single exon. The annotation marks the transcript as partial. NCBI's taxonomy places the organism in Eukaryota, Ichthyosporea, Ichthyophonida.